Messenger RNA from Cylas formicarius (sweet potato weevil), 2583 nucleotides. RefSeq names its product troponin C, isoallergen Bla g 6.0101-like. Lineage: Eukaryota; Metazoa; Arthropoda; Insecta; Coleoptera; Brentidae. Gene Ontology annotation, molecular function: enzyme regulator activity; calcium ion binding. The coding region runs from base 1687 to 2190 and encodes 167 amino acids. The transcript is spliced from 7 exons. The record is from RefSeq and is a predicted model, not a curated record.
CAAUAACAAAUUUUAGAAAUUUUAUUUUCUGGAAACUACCCAUAACGUAAUAUGCCGUAUAUCCAAAUUAGGCUCGCACCUUCAGUCCAAAGGACUGUACAUUAUUUGCCAAACUUUACUCAUCGGUAUAUGUGUUUAUUGGCACAAAUGUACGCGCGUAACGCAACUAAAUGUUUGGUAUUUCGUUAAGGACAUGACCCUUUCUCACCUGCGAUGUGAUGAUAAACUUAUGUUCGUUUAUAUAUAAAAGAAGGGUUUAUCGAAACUGUUAUGACAUAUUGGUGUCAGUUUUGUAUUUGAACGAUACCAACGCGUACCAGUAGAAAUGGCAGACGCUGCUCCCACUGAAACAGCUGAAGUAUGUAUUUUCAUCCAGAGUGUAUUUAGGUAAUUAAUAAUUUUAUUAUUAUUUUAUCCUUUUACCAGAAAACGGAAGAGGUAAGAUGGAAGUCAGAAAUAAAAACUUUUAGUGCGAAUUGUUAAUUAUUUUCGUAUUUUAGAGCCCAAAGAAACCAAAGGUGAGUAAUUUUUGUGAACAGCGUUUUUCUAAUUACAAAUUUGACUCUCAGUUCAAACUAUUUCCAAAUACGGUUGCCUAAUUGCUAAGGGUUGUGGGUUUACCCGUAUAAAGAGACCUAAUUGAAAUUAAAAAAUUAAGUGUAUACUCAAAAAUUACAAAAAAAAGUUCUAGAACAUUUCCGAAGAAAACAAAGUAACUACAAAAUUUUCGAUUUCACAUUAAAUCGUGAAAAUGAGAUAAAUGGCAAAAAUCUUUAAUCAGUCAAUAGAGUUAAAAAUACAAAAAAUUUGGAUCGCACUUGUAUAAUGUCUAGUAAGAGUUCAUCAUUGAGGGGGUUCAAAAAAAGGUUUCUGGCGUAUACGUAGUUGUAAAUCUUUAAAAAAUACUCUUAUGCUGUUUCAUACAGAUCUAUGAUUCAUUUGUAUGAAUGUAUUAAAUUUAAGUCCACUUGACAAAGAAGAAAGCAACAUGUCCGGAUAGAUUUAUAUUACAGGUGAAAUAAUAUUGAGCAUGAAGAACGUAACUGAAUUUUAUUCACUCUGACACAAGAUCACGAGGUCAACACUAAUCUAAAGUUAUUGAGGGCUGUCUUAUACUAUUUACUUUUUUGUAUCUCGUUUGUAAAAGUACUUGUAUUCCAAAAAAAAAAUACAAUUUUUACAAUCUUACUAAGAGGUGCUUGACCUAGAAUUUGGAAAUAAGUUAUUAAAAUCCGUCCUAAUUUUUUUUUUAAAUAUCGACAUAAAAGCAGCUUGUUGUUUUAGCUGGUUAGUGAAUAUUAUAGGUAAUCAUAAAAUGAUAUACAUAUUUCGCAAUGUAUAUCUUUUAAAAGUACUUAAAUAAAAAUUUUAAAAAUUGAUUAAUAUUUUUUUUGCUUAGUUUAUUAAUAUUUAUUAUUUUAUGAGAAUUAUUGUUAUCGUUAUUUUGGUCAGGUUAUAAGGAGUCGUUUGUUGUUUACAUUAUUAUUAAGCAAAAGUGUUUUGGCAAUUGCAUCGCCUUGGCAAAUAAAAACCGAGCUAAAAUUAACAGUCAUUUGUGCGCCCAAUUUUAUUACCUAAUUAAUUUGAUGACGAUUGAUUGACAAUUUUAUAAAUGAAGGUUCCGAUCGAUAGUUUGACCAAAUUGUUGUUUUGUUUGUGCCUGUAAGAGUUUUGACAAUAAGCGUAAUGGCCCAUGCUGAGGAGGUUAAUAUUGAUUACGAAUCUCUGAAUCACCUGGACAUAUCGAGGGAGCAAUUGAAAAUGCUGAAGCAUAUUUUUGACUCGUUCGAUCUGGACAAGAAGGGUGAGAUUGGAGUUGAUAUGAUUGGACAAAUCUUGGAUAUGUUAGGUCAUCAACUUAGCCCAGAAGAAUUAACAAAAAUUAUUUCGGAAAUUGACUCUGACGGAAACGGAGUGAUGAGUUUCGAAGAGUUCGCUCACUUGGCCGCGAGGUUCGUGGUUGAGGAGGAGGAAGAUGUCGAGGCCAUUUUGAGGGAACUUAAAGACGCGUUUAGGUUAUACGACAAAGAUGGCCUAGGAUACAUCACCGUGGACUUACUAAGAGACAUUUUGAAGGAACUAGAUGACAAACUGACCCCGCAGGAUCUUAACGAAAUGAUUAAAGAGAUUGACACUGACAAUUCCGGUACAGUUGAUUGGGAAGAAUUCAAAGCUAUGAUGAUUGGUUAGUAUCAAUCACCAUCUAAAGGGACUCUGUAAAGACUGAAUAAAUGGGUUGAUGAAUUUCGUUCACCAACAUUAUUCAUUAAAUUAAUGUAAAUGGAGAAAAGUAAAUUUAAGAUUUGUUGUUUAUAUGUUUUAUUUUGCCAUAACUUAUAGGGUUCUUUACCUACAAGUGGCGCAAUCCAAUUUUAGCAGGUUUUUUUAAAUAAUAAAAUAAUUUGAAAUAAAAAUUCGUAAUCAUUAGUAAGAACGUUAUUAAAAUGUUAAUAAAAAGUUUCAAGUUUUCAAAGCACUCUAUAAAGAAGACAAAUAUUCUGAAUAUUCGUUACAGGAAUAUAUUGGGGUUAAAAAAAAUUAUCGCACUAGAUUGUUUGCUUUAUUUAAUUACAUCGAAGAAAG